Molecule: messenger RNA, 4165 nt
Organism: Tinamus guttatus (white-throated tinamou)
Lineage: Eukaryota; Metazoa; Chordata; Aves; Tinamiformes; Tinamidae
Source: RefSeq, a predicted model, not a curated record
AUGGCACGUGACAGCGAGGUUGUAAAUAAUAUGUACGAGACGGACCCCGAUCUCCUGGGCGGCGAAAGCGCGGAGGAGGAAACCGAGGACAGCAUCAUGUCCCCCAUCCCCGUGGGGCCUCCGUCCCCCUUUCCCACCAGCGAGGACUUCACUCCCAAGGAGGGCUCGCCGUACGAAGCUCCCGUCUACAUUCCUGAUGACAUUCCAAUCCCUCCAGAUUUUGAACUCAGAGAAUCUUCGAUUCCAGGGGCAGGGCUAGGGAUUUGGGCCAAAAAGAAGAUUGAAGUUGGGGAAAGAUUUGGACCUUAUAUGACAGUACAGAGGAGCACGUUAAAGGAAGCUAACUUUGGAUGGGAGCAAAUCCUGAGCGAUCCUGAGGUGACUUCCCAAGAGGGCAAUAUAAAAAAGAUUGCUGAUGACCUGGGAAAUGAGAAAUUCUGUGUUGAUGCCAGCCAGAGCGGAGCUGGGAACUGGCUGAAGUACAUCCGCGUGGCCUGUUCCUGUGAUGAGCAGAACCUGGCCGUGUGUCACGUUAAUGACCAGAUCUAUUAUAAGGUUAUUAAAGAGAUUGAGCCGGGAGAGGAGCUGCUGGCGUUCGUGAAGGAAGGAGGCUACGCGCUGGGGAACAUGGCCCCCGGCGUGGAAGAGGAGCGCACGUUCCGCUGCGAGGACUGCGACGAGCUCUUCCAGUCCAAGCUGGAGCUGCGGCGGCACAAGAAGUACGCGUGCGGCGCGGCGGGCGCGCGCUUUAGAGGGCCCCGCGGCAGGUUCCGCGAGGAAGGGACCCCCCAGAGUCAGGUGUCACCUUGGGGCUGCGUGUGCGGCUCCCCGGGCUCAGCGCGUCUCUCCCGCAGCUUGGAGCAGCACAUGGUGAUCCACACCGAGGAGCGGGAGUACAAGUGCGACCAGUGCCCCAAGGCCUUCAACUGGAAAUCCAACCUGAUCCGUCACCAGAUGUCCCACGACAGCGGGAAGCGCUUCGAAUGUGAAAACUGCGUGAAGGUGUUCACCGACCCCAGCAACCUGCAGCGGCACAUCCGCUCGCAGCACGUGGGCGCGCGCGCCCACGCCUGCCCCGACUGCGGCAAAACCUUCGCCACCUCGUCGGGCCUCAAGCAGCACAAGCACAUUCACAGCACUGUCAAACCUUUCAUAUGUGAGGUCUGUCACAAAUCCUACACGCAGUUCUCCAACCUGUGCCGCCACAAGCGGAUGCACGCGGACUGUCGCACCCAGAUCAAAUGCAAGGACUGUGGCCAGAUGUUCAGCACUACCUCUUCUCUCAACAAGCACCGGCGCUUCUGCGAGGGCAAGAACCAUUACAACCCCGGGGGGAUUUUUGCCCCUGGCCUGCCCCUGACGCCCACCUCCAUGAUGGACAAAUCCAAGCCCUCUCCCAACCUCAAUCACGCCAGCCUGGGAUUUAACGAUUACUUCCCGUCCCGUCCGCACCCCGGGGCUCUUCCAUUCACCCCCGCUCCCCCGGCGUUCCCUGCCCUCGCUCCAGGAUUCCCAGGCAUUUUCCCACCCUCUCUGUACCCCAGGCCCCCCUUGUUACCGCCAACGCAGCUGCUCAAAAGUCCCCUCAACCACACUCAAGACGCAAAGCUCCCGAGCCCCCUUGGGAACCCGGCGCUUCCUCUGAUUUCCGCAGUGAGCAACAGCAACCAGGCUGCUCCAGGAGAGGAGAAGUGCGAAAGCAGCCUGGAAAACUCCUACCUGGAGAAGCUAAAAGCCAGGAACAGUGACAUGUCGGAUGGCAGUGACUUUGAGGACGUCAAUACAACCACGGGCACAGAUCUGGAUACCACUACGGGCACCGGCUCUGACCUGGACAGUGACGCAGAGAGUGACAGGGACAAAGCAAAAGAGAAGAGCAAGCAGAUGGAGAGCAAGCCGGAUUUUGUGAGCAGCGCCGUGUCCGCGAGUUCCACCAACAGCGCCAGCGAGAUCCCUCUCUUCUACUCCCAGCACUCCUUCUUCCCUCCGCCCGAGGAGCACCUGCUGCCCGCGGGCGCAGCCAACGACUCCAUCAAAGCCAUUGCCUCCAUCGCAGAGAAGUAUUUUGGGCCUGGCUUUAUGGGGAUGCAGGAGAAGAAGAUGGGUUCGCUCCCCUAUCAUUCCAUGUUCCCAUUUCAGUUCCUCCCCAAUUUUCCCCAUUCCCUCUAUCCGUUUACGGAGCGGACCCUCAAUCACAACUUGCUGGUCAAGGCCGAACCAAAGUCACCCAGGGACCUCCACAAAGUAGGCAGCACCAGCUCAGAGUCCCCCUUCGAUCUCACCACAAAGCCAAAAGAGAUUAAGCCCAUCUUGCCGCCACCCAAGGUCCUGCCAGCCCCGGCCUCCGGGGAGGAGCAGCCGCUGGAUCUGAGCAUCGGCAACCGCAUCCGAGCCAGCCAGAACGGAGGAAGGGAGCCCCGGAAAAACCACAUCUACGGGGAGAGGAAACUGAUGGCCAACGAAGUCCUGCCCAAGAUUUCUCAGUCCCAGCUGCCUCAGCAGCCAUCCCUGCAUUACGCCAAGCCAUCACCCUUCUUCAUGGACCCCAUUUACAGGGUGGAGAAGCGGAAGGUGACAGACCCUGUGGGGGCCCUAAAGGAGAAGUACCUGCGACCCUCCCCGCUGCUUUUUCACCCCCAGAUGUCGGCCAUCGAAACGAUGACGGAGAAACUGGAGAGCUUCGCAGCCAUGAAGGCCGACACGGGCACGUCCCUGCAGCCGCUCCCGCAUCACCCCUUCAACUUCCGAUCGCCGCCGCCGACGCUGUCCGACCCCAUCCUGCGCAAGGGCAAGGAGCGCUACACGUGCAGGUACUGCGGAAAGAUCUUCCCGCGCUCGGCCAAUCUGACCCGGCACCUGCGGACACACACUGGAGAGCAGCCCUACAGGUGUAAAUACUGUGACAGGUCAUUCAGCAUUUCCUCCAACCUCCAGCGGCAUGUUCGAAACAUCCAUAACAAGGAGAAGCCAUUUAAAUGUCACCUGUGUAACCGAUGCUUCGGGCAGCAGACCAACCUGGACCGACACCUGAAGAAGCACGAACACGAGAACGUUCCAGUGAGCCAGCACUCUGGAGUCAUCACAAACCACCUUGGGACCAGUGCCUCUUCCCCAAACUCAGAAUCAGACAACCAUGCACUUUUAGAUGAAAAAGAGGAUUCAUAUUUUUCUGAAAUAAGAAAUUUUAUUGCAAAUAGUGAGAUCAAUCAAGCAUCAACUUUAGCAGAUAAAAGACCAGAAAUCCAGGAUAUUGAUGGCAAUUCCCAGUGUCAUGGAUUAGCAAAUGAGAAAACAGAAGAUGUGGAUGAUGAAGAUGAAGAACUGGAAGAGGAAGACGAUGACAGCCUGACAGGGAAGUCACAGGAUGAAACGGUAUCACCCACCACAGAGCCCCGAGGAGCGUUUGAGGAUGAGGAGGAUGAAGAACCCACAUCUCUCACCAUGAGCUUUGACCACACCCGAAGGUGUAUUGAGGAGGACGAAGCCGGCUUGUUAGAUUUGGAGCAGAUGCCGAAUUUUGGGAAGGGGCUGGAUCUUCGCAAAGCAGCCGAGGAAGCAUUUGAAGUUAAAGAUGUGUUUAAUUCCACCUUAGACUCUGAGGCAAUAAAACAGACUCUGUACAGGCAGGCUAAAAACCAGGCUUUUGCAAUGAUGCUGUCCCUGUCCGAGAACGCUCCCCUCCACGCGUCCUCCCAGAGCUCUCUGGGUGCUUGGUUGGACAUGGCAGGAGCAGCUUCAGAGUCGGGGACCUUUAACCCCAUCAACCACCUCUGAGAGGUCACCAAGGCACUGGCCAGAGUCCAAGCGAGGAGGCGGUGGUGCUGCAAUUGUCCUAGCAAAAAUCCUAGCAAGCAGAAGACGGAUGAGAGGGCCUCAGGGAGUCGUCUGGGCUUUUGGCUGGGAAAGAAACCUGUUGCAUCCGACCUACAACGCCUGAAUUUUCACCUAUCCGCAGUUCUCAUUCCUAAUUUAUCAGAACGAACCUCUCCAAAACUGGAUAACCCUGAUGCAGCCCUAGGAUUUCACAAUCUCGAAGAGUAGCAUAAACAAGACAUGAAUUGCAACGGUGCAAUCAAAUAUUGGCCCCUUUAACCUUACCGGACAGUAUCACCGAGCCAGCAGAGCUUGCCUGUGAACGAAAGCUUGAAACCGUUUGGUUCCCUAC